UUCCCUGUUGUGUGCGAUUCAUUCUAGAGCAAGAAGGGUCAUCUUCCUUGUCUGAUUCUAAGCCUCGAGGGUUUCUCUUCUAGCUGAUUCUCUCAUGAAGCUUGAGUCGCAAGAAGAUCUCCCUUCUUCUGCUGUAUUUGUCGCUACAAUGGCAGAUUGGCUUGUUGGUCCAGUCAUGGAUAGGAUCAUCAACGCUUGCUCUGAUUACCUGCAAGAUCAGUUCAGAUGGCAGACAGGCAUGAAGGAGGAGCUUGAAAGGCUGCGAGUGAACCACCCUAAGAUCCAAGCUGUCGUCUCUGCUUCUUUCACUCAAGCAGACAUCUCAGAUCAAAAUCCGGCGCUCAACGACUGGAUAUGGCUGCUUAGAGAUGCCAUCGAUGAGGCGGAUGAUUUGCUCGAUGAGUUGGAGUACAUGAAGCUUAAAAAACAGCUGAUCAAAAAUAAGAAGCGACGAAAGGUGCGUUUGGCCAUUAGCUUUUUAAAGAGAACAGGACAACGUGCUCUCAAAAUUGAUCCCUACUUGAAGAGACUGACGGAGGUUGUGCAGAAACUCGAUAAAGUUUCAGCUGAGGUUGGCACUUUCCUUCAUCUUGCAGAAAACGCCAAGCAGCAGCAGCAGAAGCAGGAGCUUGAGUUGUACAAAACUCGUGAAACAGGAUCCUUGCCUAAAAAUGACCUCGUCGGUCGAGGCAAGGAUAUGGAAUUUGUUAUGCAGUGGUUGAGGAAUCCAUCAAAUGAAGAUCCAACUCAUAUUACUUUGUACAAGAACAUUUCUCUUUUAUCUAUAGUGGGUCAUGGUGGUAUGGGUAAGACGGCUCUCUUACAACAUGUCUAUCAAGAUCUGAAAGAGGAAUUUGAUCUUAAAAUGUGGGUUUGCGUUUCCAAUAACUUUGAUGUGAAAAGGGUUAUUGGAGAUAUGCUGGAAUCUCUUAAAAUGAAGAAGCCUGAUUUGGAGUCACUUGAGGCACUUCAAAGAAGUCUUAAAUCUGAGGUGAUUGCCAAGAAGUUCUUACUUGUGCUUGAUGAUGUUUGGGAGGAGGAGCAAGAGAGUGAUAAAAGCAAAUGGGAGAAUGUGUUCUCCCCUUUAGCUUAUGGAACUUUGGGAAGUAAGAUUUUGGUAACAACUCGGAUGGAUUUAGUUGUGACGGUGAUUGCAAAGCUUCUCAACAUCCACGCAUUUGCUGAUGUAGAAAACCUUGAUAAUCAUAAACAAUUAAGAAGCAUUGCUAGAGAGAUUCUUAAAACUCUCUCAGGGUCCCCUUUAGCAAUUAAAGUUGUUGGUGGUGUUCUGAGUUCUGGCUUGAAUGAGAGACCAUGGAAGAUAUCAGAGGAGUUGCCCUCUAGACCUCCUUAUCUCUGGAAAUUGGAGAUAGAUAACGUUGGGUGGAAAGCUUUUAACUGGCUGCUAGAAGAAGAGUUGGUAGGAAAGGCUUUGAAAGAAGAAUUCGAGUAUACUUCCAGGAAUGACGAGUCAUUUCAAAUCCUGGAACAUGCAAAUUCUGCUAAUGACCAAGUUAUGAAUUUGAACAAAGAAAUUAUUAGCUCCAGUAUCUCAGAAAAUGGGAGCAGCAAUUUGGAAUCGCCUACAUUGUUGAAUGAUUCAUCUGAGUUGAUCU
Molecule: messenger RNA, 1616 nt
Organism: Phalaenopsis equestris
Lineage: Eukaryota; Viridiplantae; Streptophyta; Magnoliopsida; Asparagales; Orchidaceae
Product: putative disease resistance protein RGA1
Exons: 3
Biological process (GO): defense response to other organism
Molecular function (GO): ADP binding
Source: RefSeq, a predicted model, not a curated record